Phytophthora sojae is the source of this 426-nucleotide messenger RNA. RefSeq lists its product as hypothetical. The transcript has 2 exons. The record is from RefSeq and is a predicted model, not a curated record. The coding region runs from base 1 to 426 and encodes 141 amino acids. NCBI's taxonomy places the organism in Eukaryota, Oomycota, Peronosporomycetes, Peronosporales, Peronosporaceae.
AUGGAUAUUCAGAUGAUAGGAAACGCGUAUGGCGCUGCCGAAUAUACUGCUGCUUACGUGAGCAAAGCCGAACCUGACACAUUGCGCUUCCGAAGCACUGUCGCUGCAGCUGUUAAGCGAUGUGACCCGAAUCUCCCUUACUCCGCUAUACAACAGCAGCAGAAGAAGAAAACAACGAAGAAGAAGCACGAGAAGAAGGAGGACGAGAAGGACGUCUCGGCUGUUACUGUUCUUAAAAGAAUAGCUAACGCCACAUUGGCUGUUCGUGAGGUAAGUGCCCAAGAAGCUUACUUCAUACUGCUUCGAGAAUUAAAAAUGUAUGGUAAGUCUCGUAAAGUAAGCCGAGUGAAGGUUUUGCGUCAUCACUUGCGAUAUUACCGAAGCCUUACGGAACUUGGGCAUCGACAAACCGCCUCAACUCGAUAA